GACAGCAAUGGCGAGAGAUGAAAGAAUGGACCUUUUAUCCUUCACUGGCAGCACAAAAGUGGGCAAACAAGUAGCACUUAUGGUUCAGGAGAGAUUUGGUCGAAGCCUGCUGGAACUGGGAGGAAACAAUGCCAUUAUUGUGUUUGAAGACGCAGAUCUAAACCUAGUCAUUCCAUCUGCUUUAUUUGCUGCUGUGGGAACAGCAGGUCAGAGAUGCACAACUGCUAGAAGGCUGUUUCUCCAUGAAAACAUCCAUGAUGAGGUGGUGGCAAAACUUGCCAAGGCCUAUGCCCAGGUCCGCAUUGGCGAUCCAUGGGAUUCUGACACUCUGUAUGGGCCUCUUCAUACCAAAGAAGCAGUGAAAAUGUUCCUUGAUGCAGUAGAACAAGCAAAACAACAAGGUGGCUCAGUGGUCUGUGGUGGAAAGGUUAUAAAUCGCCCUGGAAACUAUGUUGAACCAACCAUUGUGACUGGCCUUCCUCAUAAUGCACCCAUUGUCCACACUGAGACGUUUGCUCCCAUACUGUAUGUGCUGAAAUUUAAGGAGGAAGAGGAGGUUUUUGCCUGGAAUAAUGAAGUAAAACAAGGUCUUUCCAGCAGUAUCUUUACCAAGGAUUUGGGACGGAUUUUCCACUGGCUUGGGCCAAAGGGAUCUGAUUGUGGCAUUGUGAAUGUUAACAUCCCAACCAGUGGAGCUGAGAUUGGAGGUGCUUUUGGUGGUGAAAAGCACACUGGUGGGGGAAGAGAAUCUGGAAGUGAUUCAUGGAAACUUUAUAUGAGACGGUCUACUUGUACAAUCAACUACAGCAAAGAUUUGCCUUUGGCUCAAGGAAUCAAGUUUCAGUAACAAUCUUGUGAAUGUCUGCGCUAUGAACCAUCCUAGAAUUUCUGGAUCAAGGAGCUCCUAGGCAUCAUGGGGAUAAAAAUUAAUUAUUUGAAGCCGGUUCUGUCAGAACAUCAGCUACUCUUAAACUCCUUCACUUUCUAUGUUCUAAUUUAGUCUUCAAAUGAGAAGUCUGUAGUCUUUGGGAAGAAGGGAGGGUGACUAAAACUAACCACCUUGGGUUCAGGUGGCCUGGAUAGCAUUGCCUUAACACUGUAUUUGAGUGCCAACACUGCCUCUGUCCCCUCCCUAGUUUUUGCUGAUGUUUCCAGCUACAACGUCUGUGUUUCAAACUGUGUGCCAGGUUCCCUGCAGGUAACUGGUGCUGUGGGGGAUAUUUGGCUACAGCACAGGGCUAUUUUUCAAUGAAUAAAUAAAGGUACAUUUUGUGAAAUA
Messenger RNA from Taeniopygia guttata (zebra finch), 1279 nucleotides. Lineage: Eukaryota; Metazoa; Chordata; Aves; Passeriformes; Estrildidae. The record is from RefSeq and is a predicted model, not a curated record.